This is a messenger RNA of Prunus persica (peach), 3125 nucleotides long. Its product is annotated as lysM domain receptor-like kinase 4. The coding region runs from base 946 to 2928 and encodes 660 amino acids. Gene Ontology annotation, molecular function: protein kinase activity; ATP binding. Gene Ontology annotation, biological process: protein phosphorylation. The transcript has a single exon. NCBI's taxonomy places the organism in Eukaryota, Viridiplantae, Streptophyta, Magnoliopsida, Rosales, Rosaceae. The record is from RefSeq and is a predicted model, not a curated record.
ACUUAAAUAUAUUAAUGAGCCUCAUAAAAUUUUAUCACUAAUCUCAGUGAAAAGGAUGUUAGAAUUGCGGGUCUUUCUGCAUCAGAUUUUUCAGAUUAGAAAUAGGGGGGACUAGUGAGUAAUUGGAACUUAUGUAGGUCAGAGACUUAAAGCAGCCUUCAAGCACCAUUAGUUGACAUAUUUGGCGUGGAAAAUGACUAACGAAAGCAACACUAGUUGAAAAACUUCUGAUUUCAAACUUCACGGUAGAGAAAAACUUGCCUAUACCAAGGUGUGUACCCCAAUCUCUCUAUCUCCUCUUCUGGCUUAUCACAUGAGGAGAGUGAUAGAGAGAAAAAAAGGUAUACACUCCGUUACAUGCAACUUCUUCUCCUCAACGGGACUACUCGAAUUGUUUAUCUAGCCUACAAUAUAAUAAGCUUAUUUGACAGGGUAAUGCAGUCUUAAAGACAUGACUGUAAACUUGAGGUUUAUAAAAUUGCGAAACUGAUCUUACUGGUUCAACUUCAAGACCAAACCUUUUGCAGAUGACUUAAGGAUCUCUUAAUCAAUACCGAUACGUGUCGAAGAUUAGUAUUAUAAUACAAACCCAACCUCGUCAGUAAGAAUAGAAAAAUCUUUUUAUUAAUUGAAGAUAAACUCCGCUUACAGAUCAUAUAUUCAUUCUGCUAUAGAUAUCAUGUUUUGUUUAUACAAGUUGAACCCUGAUAAUGGGGAGGCUGGUCAACCAAGACAACUAUUAAGAAAAAAUCAACUAGACAAUCUUCUUCAAUCCACCCUGCUUGGUAUAAGUUAGUGCCAAUAAUUCAACACAAAAAUAAUUACCAGGAAAUUUCAUGGUAGAAACGUCCGUUUCAAGGGCCCCACAAAAACAUUGGAAUAUAUUCCAACUAAAGUCUCAACCUUUUUUUUCUUGCCAGAGCACACCUUUCAAUUCCAAGUAAAAUGAGUUUCCUCUCUCUCAUCUUAUCUGCCAUCAUUCUCACCACUUUCAGUUGCUGUUCUUUGAUUGUUGCUCAGCAGCCUUAUGAGGGCAAGGCGUUUACAGAUUGUUACAACACAAACACUUACUCAAAAUCUGUUCUUGGGUACAGCUGCAAUGGAGUGAACAAAAGUUGCCAAACUUACCUCACCUUCAGAUCCCAGCCUCCUUACAACAGUGUUUCUGCAAUCUCUGCUAUGUUGGCUUCUGACCCGUCUCAGAUUGCGGAGAUGAAUUCGGUUUCCGAGACUGCAACGUUUGAAACGAACAAGUUGGUGAUUGUUCCAAUCACAUGCUCCUGCUCAGGUGAUUUCUAUCAGCUAAACACAUCUCAUGUAGUUGUGCAUGGUGAUACAUAUUUUGUGAUUGCAAAUAACACUUUGCAAGGCCUCUCAACAUGUCAAGCUAUGAUGAACCAGAAUACUAAUCUCACUACAAAAGAGUUGUAUUCUGGUACUAGACUUAGUGUUCCUCUUAGAUGUGCUUGUCCCACAAAGAACCAAACUGAUGUGGGGACCAAGUAUCUUUUGACUUACAUAAUCGCUCAAGGGGAUUAUGUUUCAAAGAUUAGUGCUACAUUUGAUUCGGAUACCGGAAGAACUCUUGAAGCUAAUGGGCUUUCUGAGCAAGCCUCUACCAUUUAUCCCUUCACCACACUUUUAGUUCCUUUGCAAAACCCUCCAUCUAGUUCUCAGACCAUAGAGCCACCCUCAUCAUCACCAUCACCUCCGGCGCCACCUUCAACUUCCUCUAAUAACUCAACGAAAAAAUGGGUUUAUGCCUUUGUUGGGGCUCUUGGAGGAGGUGCUUUUGUGUUGGUCAUAGGCAUCAUUAUCUUCUGCACAUUCUUUCGCAGAAGCAGAGGUACGAAGGGUUUCAAUUCAAUUAUUGUCUCGGAGAGGUUUGAGGCACUUGAGAAACCACUAGAGAAAAAGGAGGAAGAAGGAUCUCAGGACUUCUUAGAGGCUCUAUCUGGCAUAGCUCAAUCCCUCAAAGUUUACAAAUUUGAGGAACUGCAACGCGCAACAGAUGACUUUAGCUCCACUUAUUUGAUUAAGGGGUCUGUGUAUCGUGGAAACAUCAAUGGGGAUUUGGCAGCCAUCAAGAAAAUGAAUGGAGAUGUGUCCACAGAGAUAAAUUUACUAAACAAAACCAGCCAUUCUAAUCUCAUUUGCCUGUCAGGAGUUUGCUUUCAUGAUGGACAUUGGUAUCUUAUAUAUGAGUAUGCUGUCAAUGGACCCUUGAGUGAUUGGAUCUAUUACAGCAACAAUGAUGGGAAAUUUCUGAAUUGGACACAAAGAAUACAGAUUCUGUUGGAUGUGGCCUCAGGGCUUAAUUAUCUCCACAGCUUCACCACUCCUCCCCAUGUCCACAAGGAUAUAAAGAGCAGUAACAUUCUUCUUGACAGUGACUUCAGGGGCAAGAUUGCAAACCUAGGUCUAGCAAGGUCAACCGAAGCGCCGGAAGGUGAGGUUCCUUUGACAAAUCACAUUGUUGGAACAAUAGGAUACAUGGCUCCUGAGUACUUGGAGAAUGGUUUGAUCUCCACAAAGCUUGAUGUCUAUGCAUUUGGGGCUCUCAUGCUAGAAAUACUCACUGGAAAAGAGGUUGCUGUGCUUUAUGAGGAAAAUAGACAAUUGUCUGAUGUAUUAAACUCUGUUCUGAACGACGAAGAUGGACCGGAGAGUUUGAGGCACUUCAUCGAUCCUUCUAUGCAAGAGAGUUAUCCUCCGGAACUUGCUCUUUUUGUGAUCAGAUUGGUCCAUAGUUGCUUAAAUAAAAACCCAGCUGCUCGCCCGGCAAUGGAGGAGAUGGUACAGUUUCUCUCAAGAACUAUGAGCAAUUCACUCAGUUGGGAAUUGUCAAGCAACAUCUCAGGCUACCAAGGUACAGAGGGAUUUCUUGAUGGUAGAGGAACUGGCACAGGGUCUCAAUCAACUACUUAGUUUAGUAUUGUAAUUUACUGCUAGUUUUGUUCUUUUAGAAAUACGGCAGUUAAGAUUCGUCCGAUACUUCUUGUUCCUCAUUAUUCUAAAGAAAUAAGGUAAUUUGUUGCAUUAUACAUCUGGUUAUAGUCCAUUAAACAAUGUCCUAUGUGCAGAAUGAUCUAUUAAUAACAAAAUAAUUAAUUAUUGAGGCGUAA